AUGCUAUCCUCGAGUUCGCCAAAUCGCCCACCCGUCUCCCUUUCCGUCGCGCGUCACGUCGCCAUCUCGUCGCCCAUCCCGUCGCCCUCUUCGUCGCCCUCUCUCCCCUCCUCUCCUCCCGUCGGCCUCUCUCUCGCCCCUCCCUACCGAUCGCCCUCCCGUCGAUCGCCCCGUCGCGCUCUCUCUCUCCGCUCCCUUCCCGUCGCCCUCUCUCUCGCCCCUCCCUUCCCGUUGGGCUCUCUCUCUCCGCGCCCUUCCCGUCGCCCUCUCUCUCGCCCCUCCCUUCCCAUCGCUCUCUCUCUCUCUCUCCGCUCCGCCCUCUCUCUCGCUCCUCCUUCGAAUCGCGCUCUCUCUCCGCUCCCUUCCCGUCGGCCUCUCUCUCCACUCCCUUCCCGUCGCGCUCUCUCUCUCCGCUCCCUUCCCCUCGCCCCCUCUCUCGCCCCUCCCUUCCCGUCGCGCUCUCUCUCUCUGCUCCCUUCCCGUCGCCCUCUCUCUCGCCCCUCCCUUCCCAUCGCGCUCUCUCUCUCCGCUCCCUUCCCAUCGCCCUCUCUCUCGCCCCUCCCUUCCCGUCGCGAUCUCUCUCUCCGCUCCCUUCCCGUCGCCCUCUCUCUCGCCCCUCCUACCCAUCGCGCUCUCUCUCUCCGCGCCCUUCCCGUCGCCCUCUCUCUCGCCCCUCCCUUCCCAUCGCGUUCUCUCUCUCCGCUCCACCCUCUCUCUCGCUCCUCCCUUCGAAUCGCGCUCUCUCUCCGCUCCCUUCCCGUCGCGCUCUCUCUCUCCGCUCCCUUCCCAGUGCCCUCUCUCUUUCUGCUCCCUUCCCAUCCUCCCUUCUCGCUUGCCUCGAAUAGCCCUCCCGGCGACCUUCGACUCUCCCAUCACGUAUGCCCUCCUUUCUCCGUCGCCUCUCUCGUUCUCCCUCUGCUAUCGCGUCAGCGUGACCCAUUCCGUACUCUGUUAUUGUGUUUGGUUUGUUUGUUUUUUCUGUCUUUCCAUCUAUUCUCGACACCCUCUCUCCCGCCGCCUAUCCUCUCUCCUGUCGCCCUCCCGUUUCCCGUCGCCCUCCUGUUUCCCGCCCCCCUCCCGUUUCCCGUCGCCCUCCCUUUUCCCGUCGCCCUCCCGUUUCCCGUCGCCCUCGCGUUUCCCGUCGCCCUCCGGUUUUCCGUCGCCCUCCCGUUUCCCGUCGCCCUCCCUUCUUCCGUCGCCCUCCCUUUUCCCGUCGCCCUCGCGUUUCCCGCCCUCCCGUUUCCCGUCGCCCUCCCGUUUUCCGUCGCCCUCCCGUUUCCCGUCGCCCUCCCGUUUCCCGUCGCCCUCGCGUUUCCCGUCGCCCCCCCGUUUCCCGUCGCCCUCCCGUUUCCCGUCGACCUCCUUCUUCCGUCGCCCUCCCGUUUCCUACGCCCUCCCUUCCCGUCGCCCUCCCGCCUCAAGUCCAAGGCAGCACAUUGA
Messenger RNA from Closterium sp. NIES-65, 1440 nucleotides. Lineage: Eukaryota; Viridiplantae; Streptophyta; Zygnematophyceae; Desmidiales; Closteriaceae. The record is from the annotation of a GenBank genome assembly.